This is a messenger RNA of Polyodon spathula (Mississippi paddlefish), 1786 nucleotides long. Its product is annotated as mothers against decapentaplegic homolog 7-like. The record is from RefSeq and is a predicted model, not a curated record. Gene Ontology annotation, molecular function: I-SMAD binding; transcription regulator inhibitor activity. Bases 251 to 1381 code for a protein of 376 amino acids. NCBI's taxonomy places the organism in Eukaryota, Metazoa, Chordata, Actinopteri, Acipenseriformes, Polyodontidae. The transcript has 4 exons. Gene Ontology annotation, biological process: regulation of transcription by RNA polymerase II; anatomical structure morphogenesis; BMP signaling pathway. Gene Ontology annotation, cellular component: heteromeric SMAD protein complex.
CACACACACACACACACACACAGUAUCCCCCUAAAACGUUGCUUUAAUACAAAAUCCUAUAUUUUAGGGGUUUUGGUAUACAAAUAAGAGACUGGCGUAUGUUACAGACUGCCUUUGCUGCUCCAAUUCCCAGUUUAUUAGUAAUAUUAUUUCAGGCUGCUUGUCAUUGCCUGGACUCAGAUCCCGGAUUCUUCAUGAUUUGCGGACAUCAUGCUCGUUUUUUAGCCGGGAAACCCUCUUUUCGUCCCGCAUGUUCAGGACCAAACGAUCGGGGCUCGUCCGGCGACUCUGGAGGAGCCGUGCGCCCGGGGAGGGCGACGGGGAGGCGGAUACCCGUGCGCUUGGAACUGGGGGCUGCUGCAUGGGGAAAUCGGCAAAGGUUUCCAAAUCUAACCCCGGAACGGAGGCUGAACUAAAAGCCUUGACCCAUUUGAUACUGAAAAAAAUUAAAGAGAAACAAUUAGAGGCGCUUUUGCAGGCAGUGGAUUCUAAAGGGGGUGCCCGGAGCCCCUGUCUUCUCCUGUCUAGCAAGGUGGACUCCAAACUGGGUCAGCAUUCGUACUCGCUCCCUUUGCUGCUCUGUAAAGUGUUCAGGUGGCCGGAUCUCAGGCAUUCCUCGGAAUUAAAGAGGCUAUCUUGCUGUGAAUCUUAUGGAAAAACUAACCCAGAGCUGGUUUGCUGCAAUCCCCACCAUAUGAGCAGGCUCUGUGAAUUAGAGUCUCCCCCUCCUCCCUACUCUAGAUAUCCAAUGGACUUUCUCAAACAACCUGAUUCUCCUGACUCCGUGCCUUCCUCCACUGAAACUGGGGGAACUCAUUUUCUGGCCCCUGGGGGGCUAUCAGAUUCCCAGGUUCUUCAGGAGCCAGGGGAUCGAUCUCACUGGUGCGUGGUGGCAUACUGGGAGGAGAAGACACGCGUGGGACGCCUGUACUCUGUCCAGGAGCCAUCCCUGGAUAUUUUCUAUGACCUACCUCAAGGGAAUGGCUUCUGCCUCGGACAGCUCAACUCGGACAAUAAGAGCCAGCUGGUGCAGAAAGUGCGCGGCAAGAUCGGCUAUGGGAUCCAGCUCACCAAGGAGGGAGAUGGCGUGUGGGUGUACAACCGCAGCUGCUACCCCAUUUUCAUCAAGUCGGCCACACUGGACAACCCGGACUCGCGGACGUUGCUGGUUCACAAAGUGUUCCCGGGUUUCUCCAUCAAGGCCUUUGAUUAUGAGAAGGCCUACAGCUUGCAGAGGCCUAAUGACCACGAGUUCACCCAGCAGCCCUGGACCUGCUUCACUGUACAGAUCAGCUUUGUGAAAGGCUGGGGCCAGUGCUACACAAGACAGUUUAUCAGUAGCUGCCCGUGCUGGCUGGAGGUUAUUUUCAAUAACCGAUAGCCACCUCUUAUCAAGCUGAACAGGACUAACCCCGUUUUCUAGGGGUGGAAAAAUACAGUGCUAAAAUAAAAAAAAAGAACCCAAGGACUUCUUUAAUAAAAAAAAAAGAUUUAAUAAAGAAAAAUGUAUUUUAUGUUAUAUAAUAAAUAUAUUAUUACUUGUAAAUAUGAAGACGUUUUAUAAGCAUCAUUAUUUAUGUAUUGUGCAAUGUGUUAACGAGAAGAAAAAAUAAGAUGCACUUUGCUUAAUAUAAAUGCAAAACAAGAAAUGCCAAAAUAAAAAAAAAAUUAAAAAAAUAAACACAAGAUUGGUGUUUUUUUAUGGGUGAUGACACCCAGUUGAAUGUUUUUUAAAAAGGAGUUAAUGUUCUAUUAAAAAAAUAAAACUGUACACCUUUAACUUUAA